UUCUUUUAAUCCACACAAACAUCACCUAUAACAACAAAGUUACAAAACUUGUACUACUACAAAUACAAUUCACAAACAUUAAGAUCACACCAUGUCACUUAUACCAAGUUUCUUCGGUGGGCGUGGAAGGUCAUCGAGCAUAUUCGACCCUUUCUCUCUAGACAUAUGGGAUCCUACCCCCACCACCACCACCUUCUCUGGCGACACCGUAGGGUUCGCCAACACUCGAAUCGACUGGCGAGAGACACCAGAGGCGCACGAGUUCAAGGCGGACUUGCCGGGGUUGAAGAAGGACGAGGUGAAAGUGGAGGUGGAAGAUGGUCAAGUGCUACAAAUCAGUGGUGAGAGGAGUAAGGAGACUGAAGAGGAGAGUGACAAGUGGCACCGUGUCGAACGUAGUUCUGGGAAGUUUAUGAGGAGGUUUAGGCUCCCUGAUAAUGCUGAUAUGGAAGGAAUUAGGGCUAAUAUGGAACAUGGAGUGCUUACUGUUACUGUGCCCAAGCUGCAGGAGAGGCAGCCUGAUAUUAAGUCUAUUGACAUCUCUGGUUAAGCGUGCUUAGCUAGAAGUACUCGUACUCGUUUAUGAUGGAGUUUUCCCUCUUGUAAUUAAGUAUGUAUAAUAUGUAGUACUCCUUUACAUAGAUACAUCUACCGUCUACGCGUAGGCGAGUAGCUAGUAGUGACUAGUGAGCACAAGUAAAAUAAUAACAAUAGCUCUUUGUAUUCUCGCUCGGGUGGUAAUGAGGUUAAAGAAUGUAUGUUCAUCUGGUAUCUGGAUGUAGCCUUUUGGUGUAGAUACUAGUUAGUUCUGCGCAGAAUUGCUGUUAUUUUCUGCAAGUAUAUGUUCAGGUCGGUGUUAUUUUUUUAUAGUUAUGGUGUCAGCUACCUAAUGUUCACCGUGGGCAAGAUAACUGGUGCAUCAAAAGUGUUUCUUUUAGUUCA
Molecule: messenger RNA, 942 nt
Organism: Beta vulgaris subsp. vulgaris (sugar beet)
Lineage: Eukaryota; Viridiplantae; Streptophyta; Magnoliopsida; Caryophyllales; Amaranthaceae
Product: 17.4 kDa class I heat shock protein
Exons: 1
Coding region: 92-550 (152 amino acids)
Biological process (GO): protein folding; response to heat; response to salt stress
Source: RefSeq, a predicted model, not a curated record